Leptopilina heterotoma is the source of this 1686-nucleotide messenger RNA. RefSeq names its product proline-rich protein PRCC. The record is from RefSeq and is a predicted model, not a curated record. The transcript has 3 exons. The coding region runs from base 139 to 1530 and encodes 463 amino acids. Gene Ontology annotation, cellular component: nucleus. NCBI's taxonomy places the organism in Eukaryota, Metazoa, Arthropoda, Insecta, Hymenoptera, Figitidae.
UUAUGUUUUUCAUGGUUCUGCCCUUGUCAAAACUCUCCGAAAAUUAAGUGAUUUUUCUCUCUAAAAAAGAAACGAAAAAAAGUUAAAAACUACUUUUAUAAUAAAUUUAGAACCUAAGGAAAGAAAAGUCGUGGAAAAAUGAGCCUCGCAGGUCUCGUAGCUUAUGGAAGUAGUGAUGAAAGUAGUGACGACGAGGAGGUUAUAACAAACCAAGAUACAAAUAAACAAUUAUCAAAAACAACAGAAAUUAAUGCUGUAAAAUGUGUAGAAAAUAAAAAUAAUAAAACUGAAAGAAAUGAGGAAAUAUUGGAUAAUUCCGAUAAUGUACCGGAAACGAAUGCACAAAUUCCCACGAUACAAAGUGUUCCAGUUGCUGAAAAAUCAUUACCAAACGAAAAUAGGAGUCGUAUAAAUUUACCAAUUCCAAAAACACUUCAACCGGAAAAGAAUAUUAAUUCCUCACUUGAUUCUCAAAACAAUGGUACGAUUAAUUUUAACAUUUUACCACAACCAAAGCACAAGGAAAUUGCAAAUUCGACAAUAGAGGAUGACGAUUAUUUUCCUCCUCAAAAAGUGCCUUUGGACUUUAUAGAAAAGCCAGAGAAAAAAGAAAAGGGUCCUGUGAAAAUAUCUGUACCUUCUCUUUCUGAUUUCAAGGACCUCGACAAGGAGAAGGAAGCAAAAUCCAGAAUUAAACCAUCACAAAAAGGAACCGGAUUAUUCUCUGUUCUUCCACCGCCGAGAUCAGAAAUGUUAUUAAAAUCAAAACCAAUGGUUCCCCAUGUGAUUUCAAAGAAGGAAAUUCCCAAGAAAAUAUCAAAACCCCCAACGAAACCUAUCGAACCAAAGAAACCAAAAUCUCAAAAUUCUCUAAUAUCCCAUUACGAUUCGAAUUCCGACGACGAGGACAAUAAUUCAAAAAUCGACUUCUUCUCCUUAUCGACAAACGACGAUAUUCCUAUGUCAAAUAUACCAAUUACGGACAUUGUUCAAGAAACCCUAAAAAAUUCGAAACAAUUCUCAAAAUUGGAAACUCCCCAGCCAAUGUUGAUAGACGAGGAGUCAGACGAAAUUCCCGACAAGAAACUCGUGAGUAAUGUUAUUAAUUUACCAAAGGAGGAAAUUAUUCAAAAGAAUAAAGCAGAAGUUGGACCUAAAUUACCUGUACCCGAGCAAGAGUACAAUAUUGAUUCAACCGGUAAUCUUGUCUUUGAUGAAAAGGCAAUUGAAUAUCUUUGCGGUAAGCGCGGCGCAAAAAGGAAGAAUAAAGAAUUUAAUGAUGUUGAUAUCAUUGAUAUUAAUGGGGAGGAUAUUAAACCAGACGAGCGUGAAUGGAUGGUGAAGGCAUUGACUGAAGAGCCAGUGACGAGGCCAAUUUCACAAGGAGCCGGACCAAGUGGUCAAUCAAAAAAGAAACAUCAAAUUACUUAUUUGGCACAUCAAGCGAAAGCCAUGGAGGUCGAACUCAAAAAUCAAUGGGCGCAAAAUAAACUCACGCGACAACAAACUCAAUCUAAAUAUGGAUUUUAGUUUUCAAUUUUCAAUGUUAAUUUUUUCAAUAUAAUUAUUAUUUUCUAGUUUAAAUCAUAAUUUGUUCUUUUUUGUUUCAAUUUAUCCAAACUAAUUAAAUUGAAACAAUCAUUAAAUGUACGUAAAUUGUUUUAAUGUAAAAAAUGUAAAGUAUUA